This is a messenger RNA of Mastomys coucha (southern multimammate mouse), 3339 nucleotides long. Its product is annotated as DNA replication ATP-dependent helicase/nuclease DNA2-like. Gene Ontology annotation, biological process: replication fork reversal; viral process. Lineage: Eukaryota; Metazoa; Chordata; Mammalia; Rodentia; Muridae. The record is from RefSeq and is a predicted model, not a curated record. Gene Ontology annotation, molecular function: 5'-flap endonuclease activity; single-stranded DNA helicase activity. Gene Ontology annotation, cellular component: cytoplasm.
AUGGGUGGAAGCAGGCGAAGCAUCUCACAAGACCACCAAGCAAGGCUGAAUGACCUGAAACCUGAGGCCACUGGAGUGAAGCUAACCCUCCAAACCCCAGACAAAGCUGGCCACUGCAGCAAGCUACCAUGUAACUGCCCUGUAUCCCAAACUACAGUGAAAAUAGCGUUUGUUAAGACCAGAAGACUUCCUGAUAAGGGCAAUGAGAGAUUAGAGGCUCUUCACAGGUAUUGCAUGACUCUUUCUGAUUGGAUGAGCACCGUGAGAGCCUGUCUCUCAUCAGGUCAAUAUCUGGACUGGAAAGCCUUUUUAAUAGAAUAUGCCAAUGUACAGGCUGCUGCUAAUCGAGCAGCUGAGCUGCUGGACAAGCUGGACCUGCUGCUGCUGCUGCUGGAUGAGGAGAAUGGCAGAGCCGAGGCCGUGCUGUGGGUGGAGCUACUUCAGAAGAAGGCAGAUGCUCUCUUUCCCGAGACAGUUCUGAGCCGAGGAGUGGAUAACAGGUACCUGGUGCUAGCUAUGGAGACCGUGCAGAAUGAAAGAGGAGCAGAGGAGAAGCGCUUGCUCAUCACCAUGUCCCGCGACCGAGAGCACGAAGUUCUGUGCAUCCUGAGAGAUGGCUGGAUACCGGUGGAGCCAGGGGACAUCGUUCACUUAGAGGGAGGCUGCACAUCUGAGCCGUGGAUAAUAGAUGAUGACGUUGGCUAUUUUAUCCUGUACCCAUACAUGCUCAUCUCCGGCACCAGCGUCGUGAGCAGCAUUCGGUGUCUGAGAAGAGCUGUCCUGAGGGAGACCUUCAGGGUCUCUGAUCCAACCACUCGCCAAAUGCUGAUUGGUAUGAUUCUCCAAAAGGUCUUACAGAGGGCAAUAAGUGAGACCUUUGCCCCAGAAAAGCUACAAGAGCUUGCUCUUCAAACUCUCCAAGAAGUAAGGCACUUGAAGGAAAUGUAUUGCUUGAAUCUGAGUCAAGAUGAAAUAAGAUGUGAAGUUGAGGAGUAUCACCCCUCAUUCUCUAAGUGGGCUGAGAACUUCAUGUGUAAGGGCCCUUCGGCUGAAUUCCCUCAAAUGCAGCUCUCUCUGCCAAGCUAUGGCAGUAACAGAAGUUCAUCUUGUAACAGUGAAGUAAUCAAGUCGCUGGAUAUCGAGGAGAGCAUCUGGUCCCCUAGGUUUGGACUGAAGGACAAAAUAGAUGUCACAGUUGGGGUCAGGAUACAUCGAGAGUGUAAAACGAAAUAUAAGAUAAUGCCACUGGAACUGAAAACUGGCAAAGAAUCGACUUCUAUCGAACACCGAAGCCAGGUGAUCCUGUGCACGCUGCUAAGCCAGGAGAGGAGAGGACUCCGAGGCUGGCUCCUCAAGACCAGGCAGAUGUACCCUGUGCCUGCCAACCAUCUGGACAAAAGAGAACUUGUGAAGCUCAGGAACCAGCUGACCUUCUCUCUGCUACACCGAGUGACCAGAGCAGCUUCGGGGGAGGCAGCUCGGCUUUCGGCCUUGCCACAAAUAACUGAGGAAGAGAAAACUUGUAAAUAUUGUUCUCAGAUGGGCAACUGUGCUCUUUAUAGCAGAGCAGUUGAAGAACGGAUAGAUGAUGCUUCCAUCCCAGAAGGCAUGCUGUCCAAAAUCCAGGAAGAAACCCGGCACCUGCAGCUGGCACACUUGAAAUAUUUCAGCCUAUGGUGUCUCAUGUUAACAUUGGAGUCACAAUCGAAAGACAAUAGGAAGACACACCAGAGUAUCUGGUUAACGCCCGCCUCUGAGCUGGAGGAGAGUGACAACUGCAUUGGAAACCUGGUCAGGAUGGAGCCUGUAGAGAGAGUUAGUGAUGGACAGUACUUACAUAAUUUUCAGCGGAAAAAUGGCCCCAUGCCAGCCACCAAUCUGAUGGCAGGGGACAAGAUUAUUUUAAGUGGAGAAGAGAGAAACCUCUUCGCUUUGUCUAAAGGCUACAAGAAGAAGAUUAACACGGCAGCCGUUACCUGCUGGCUAGACAGGAACUUGUUGCCACUCCCAGAAGCAACCUUGUUUCGACUAGACCAGGAAGAAAGACACGGUGACAUAAGUACCCCAUUAGGAAAUCUGUCCAGAUUGAUGGAGAACACAGAUCCCAGCAAAAGACUUCGAGAAUUAAUCAGCGAUUUCAGAGAACCUCAGUUUACAGCCUACCUCAGCUCCGUCCCCCCACACGAUGUGAAGGAUACAGUGGCCAACAUUCUAAAGGGUUUGAAUAAGCCCCAGAGACAAGCGAUGAAGAGAGUUGUUCUUUCAAAAGACUACACGCUCAUCGUUGGGAUGCCAGGGACAAGAAAGACAACCACAAUCUGUACCCUCGUGAGGAUCCUCUCAGCCUGUGGGUUCAGCGUUCUGCUGACCAGCUACACGCACUCUGCCGUUGACAACAUUCUCUUGAAGCUGGCCAAGUUUAAGAUCGGGUUUUUGCGUUUGGGUCAGUCUCAUAAGGUCCAUCCAGACAUCUAGAGGUUUACAGAAGAGGAGCUCUGCAGAUCAAGCUCCAUUGCAUCCUUAGCCCACCUAGAAGAACUCUACAACAGUCACCCUAUCGUUGCAACAACCUGCAUGGGAAUAAACCACCCAAUAUUCUCCCAGAAAACCUUUGAUUUCUGUAUUGUGGAUGAAGCCUCUCAAAUCAGUCAGCUAUGCCUGGGCCCACUGUUCUUUUCUCGGAGGUUUGUGUUGGUGGGGGACCAUCAGCAGCUUCCUCCCCUGGUUCUCAACAGGGAAGCAAGAGCUCUGGGCAUGAGCGAGAGCUUGUUCAAGAGGCUGGAGCGCUGUCAGAGCGCUGUCAUGCAGCUGAUCGUGCAGUACAGAGUGAAGAGGAAGAUUAUGUCCUUGAGCAACAAGCUCACAUACGAAGGGAAGCUGGAGUGCGGGUCGGACAGAGUGGCCAACGCAGUCCUAACCCUGCCCAACUUCAAGGAUGUCAAGCUGGGCCUGGAGCUUUAUGCCGAUUAUUCUGAGAACCCCUGGCUGGCUGGAGCGUUUGAGCCAGACAAUCUCGUUUGUUUCCUUAAUACAGAUAAGGUCCCAGCUCCAGAACAAGUUGAAAACAGUGGUGUGAGCAACAUCACGGAAGCCAGGCUCAUUGUCUUCCUGAUUUUUAUAAAGCUUGGCGAGCUCCUGAAAAAUUGGCGGAGACUCAACAUGGUGAUAACCAGAGCCAAGCAUAAACUGAUCCUGCUGGGCAGUGUGUCCUUGCUGAAGAGCUUCCCCCCCACCCCACCCCCUACCCCCCCCCCGCUGAAGAAGCUCUUUGACCAUCUGAACGCAGAGCAGUUAAUGCUGGACCUUCCAUCCAGAGAGCACGAGAGCCUCUGCCAAAUC